AACUAAUGUUUGUCGUUUUGACUGUUUUUGACUUUUGUUUUGAGUUUUGACUGGAGUAUUGUUGUUGGUUUAUUUAAGUAUUUCAUUUUAAUUAGGAUGGGUGAUAAUACAAUUAAAGUAGGCGAGUACAUUGUAAUACAAAAGCAGAAUUACAAGAAGUUACAUAAAUUAAAUAAACCAAAUUCAAGUGUAACUGUUGGUAAAGAUAGUUUGAAUUUAAAUGGAAUUGUGGGUUGCAAAUUCUAUUCUACUUUUAAAAUGAUAAGCAGAAGCUCAAAGCGAAGCAAGGAAUAUGAUUUAGAAUUAACAGAAGAAGCUGCAAACUUAAUAGAUGAGAUAGGAUUAAAGGUAUCAGGAACAGAUAACAGAAACAUUUAUGAUGAUGGCAGAUCACAAAAAUUGUCGGCUACUGAAAUUAGCGACCUAAAGAGCGAUUCCACGAAAGCGUCGGACAUUGUCGAGACGUUAAUAACAAAUUCAAAAACAUUUCACAAUAAAACUGAAUUCUCACAAGAAAAAUACUUAAAGAAAAAGGAAAAAAAGUACUUUGAAUUUAUUCAAAUAUUAAGACCAAAUUUGAGAAUCAUUACUGAAACAUUAUAUAAAUUGGAUCCAAGUAAGGUACAAGGCAUUCGCAUAGACACUUUGUCUCAAAUAAUAACUUUAUCAAAUAUUAGUAGUGAAGGAAAUCAUUUGCUUUAUGAUUCAGGUUCCAAUGGUUUACUUGCUGCUGCUUUGUUGAGUGCUAUGGGGUCAGAGGCUAAAGGAAAAUUAAUACACAUGCAUCCAGGCAACAUGUCACAGAAACAGGCUUUGUUAGCUAUGAAUUUUGAUUCUGAGCAUCUAAACAAAUGUCUAUCAGUGAAUGUGUAUUCAGCUUUGAGACAAGUUUACCAAGGUUGUGACACUCAUACCCAAGAGGCAGUAUUAGAAAAUGAGUCCAACCUAAAAAGGAAAGCUGCAGAUAAUAUUGAACAUGAAAGUAAAAUACCUAAGCUUGAUGAUUCCCAAGUUGUCGACAGUGAAGUUAAAGAGGUAAAUAUGGAUGAUAGUCAGAGCAUCAAGAAAAAACCUAAAUGGCAUUUUGAUAAUAUAGCAGCAGCAGAGGUAUUGACUAACAAAGUAGAUUCUCUAGUGAUAGCAAGCAAGGAAGAUCCUCAAAAUAUAUUUCUUGAGCUUGUACAAUUUGUCAAGCCUGGUAGACCUUUUGUUAUUUAUUAUAGUGUAGCCGAGCCAUUACAAAACUUAUACAUGACACUCAAGUCUUCCAGCAAUGUGGCUGCCCUAAAAUUAACUUGUAAUUGGAUGAGAAACUAUCAGAUAUUGCAUGAGAGAACACAUCCAGAAGUUAUGAUGAAUGGAUCCAGUGGGUUUCUGUUGACAGGAUAUGUCCUUAAAUGAUAAUUACAAUAAUAAAUAACACAAAUUGAACAA
Messenger RNA from Bicyclus anynana (squinting bush brown), 1434 nucleotides. It is a transcript of the gene Trmt6, whose product is annotated as tRNA (adenine(58)-N(1))-methyltransferase non-catalytic subunit TRM6. The record is from RefSeq and is a predicted model, not a curated record. The transcript is spliced from 2 exons. Gene Ontology annotation, cellular component: nucleus; tRNA (m1A) methyltransferase complex. NCBI's taxonomy places the organism in Eukaryota, Metazoa, Arthropoda, Insecta, Lepidoptera, Nymphalidae. The coding region runs from base 97 to 1401 and encodes 434 amino acids. Gene Ontology annotation, biological process: tRNA methylation.